GGCGACUUCUCCGCCGCUGCAAUUUUUGAACAAUAUUUGCAGAAGCUUCUCCGUCGCAGCAAAUCCCCAGAAUCGGAAAAGGAUAAACCACACACACUAAGAAAUGGACGCAAUUCUCCCGAUUAUCGCGUUCUCGGUGAUCGCCGGCGCCGUGAUUGCUUUCGUGGUAUUCGGUGCUUAUUCCCGGAAGAGAAAAUCGGAAAUUCAAUCCAUCACCCGACCCGAGAACCUGAAUCCGAACCCAAAACCCGCUACGAAGCCCUCGGCUGCCAAGAAGCCUCAACACAAAUCUCAUUCCCAUUCUCAUGCAGCCGAUAAAGAUGCCAAUAAGAAGCAUCAUCACUUGGAUUUGAAUACUUUGAAAGGGCACGGCGAUGCUGUCACCGGUCUUAGUUUUUCGCCUGAUGGCCGUAGUUUAGCUACCGCUUGUGGAGAUGGUGUUGUUAGGAUUUUCCGGCUGGACGAUGCUUCAAGCAAAAGUUUCAAGUUCCUGCGAAUUAACUUACCUGCCGGGGGCCAUCCGAAUGCAGUUGCUUUUGCUGGUGAUGCAUCUUCAAUUGUAGUGGCUUCCCAGGCACUCUCAGGAUCAUCUCUUUACAUGUAUGAAGAAGAAAAACCCAAAACAACUGGAGACCAGAAGCAACAGAGCAAGCUCCCACUCCCUGCAAUCAAAUGGGAACAUCAUAAAGUUCAUGAUAAGAGAGCCAUCAUCACAUUAGUCGGGGCCCAGGCAACUUAUGGCAGCGCUGAUGGAAGUACUAUCAUUUUGUCAUGCUCAGAAGGCACUGAUAUAAUACUCUGGCAUGGGAAAACUGGGAAACCAUUGGGUAACGUUGAUACAAAUCAGCUUAAAAAUACAAUGGCUACCAUAUCACCAAAUGGACGUUUUAUUGCAGCAGCUGCCUUUACUGCUGAUGUGAAGGUUUGGGAAGUCAUGUACUCAAAAGAUGGCUCAGUGAAGGAGGUUUUGAAAGCUAUGCAACUUAAAGGUCAUAAGAGUGCAGUAACAUGGUUAUGCUUCAGUCCUAAUUCAGAACAAAUCAUCACCGCCUCCAAGGAUGGUACUAUAAGAAUAUGGAAUAUCAAUGUUCGAUAUCAUAUGGAUGAAGACCCCAAAACUCUGAAGGUGUUGCCUAUUCCACUUCACGAUGAAAAUGGCACUACUCUACACUAUGAUCUUCUCAGUUUAUCACCUGAUGGUAAGAUACUGGCAGCAACCCAUGGUUCAAUGCUGCAGUGGCUGUGCGCUGAGACGGGACAGGUUUUGGACGUUGCUGAAAAAGCCCAUGAUGGUGAUAUCACAGAUAUGGCUUGGGCACCUUCCACCAUUCUAAUGGAUAAUAAACAAACAGUUGUUCUAGCUACUGCCAGCAAUGACAAGAAAGUGAAGCUGUGGCAAGCUCCCCUCCUCAAACCCUCGUAAACAUUGUUGAGAGUAUGUAUUAAACCGACCUUCACGUCUCCUGGGUGGAAACUACGACGAGCUUAUACCUCACCGAUAACUAGACUUUCGUAGACAAGGAUGACACUUGCAAUAGAGGCGAAUUUUCUCCUGUUGUGAAUUUUUCCUAACACAAACAGCAGUCGGAUGGUAAUCUUAUAGAGUUGUCUUUAAAAAUGUUGCUACCAAAAAUCAACUUUUUUUCAAGUUAUCAUUCCCAGUGAUAAUUAAUUUCA
Salvia hispanica is the source of this 1677-nucleotide messenger RNA. RefSeq names its product Transducin/WD40 repeat-like superfamily protein. Lineage: Eukaryota; Viridiplantae; Streptophyta; Magnoliopsida; Lamiales; Lamiaceae. The record is from RefSeq and is a predicted model, not a curated record. Gene Ontology annotation, molecular function: protein binding.